Messenger RNA from Peronospora matthiolae, 645 nucleotides. Lineage: Eukaryota; Oomycota; Peronosporomycetes; Peronosporales; Peronosporaceae. The record is from the annotation of a GenBank genome assembly.
AUGAGUCGCAGCUGGAGCUCGGGAUGGGCGCUCGGGCUGCUGCUAUUGAGCGUCUUGGACGGCGCAUGCGCGCUGUAUUUUACUGUAUUGAAGCAGGAGGAUCGCUGUUUUGUCGUGGACGUGCCGGCGCAGACGACGGUUCGAGCCGAGUACGAGUCUCCAGACACGACGGAUGUCAUGAAAACGGUGCUCACCGUUUACUCUUUGGAUCUGGACGAUGAUGCGCUCGUGGACGAGGCGACUGGUGUCAAGGGUUCAAAGUCGUUCACAGCUCAGCACAGUGGCAUCUACUGGGUCUGCGUUAGUCUGGAUUCGUCAAAUUAUGCGCUCCCGGAUGACGCGUCAAUGCGAUUCACGUUGAAGCUGGUGAUGGGCACGAGUCAAGAGGAAUAUCGGAAUCUCGCCAAGAAGAACCAGAUGGAUGAUCUUCAUUUGAAGAUCUUGCAGUUGCGCGACCGUGUGACCGCUAUUCAGCGCAAUCAGGACUAUGCCAAGGAAAAAAGCUUGGCGAUGCAAUCAUCAAUCGAAAGCAACAACCAGCGUGCUAUGUGGGUUUCUCUGCUACAGAUUGCGACCUUACUUAUCACGGGCUUCUAUCAAGCAAAGCAUCUCAAAGCAUACCUCUACAAGAAAAAGCUUGUGUAG